Messenger RNA from Paramisgurnus dabryanus, 1913 nucleotides. It is a transcript of the gene eri2, whose product is annotated as ERI1 exoribonuclease family member 2. The record is from RefSeq and is a predicted model, not a curated record. Gene Ontology annotation, molecular function: zinc ion binding; 3'-5'-RNA exonuclease activity; nucleic acid binding. NCBI's taxonomy places the organism in Eukaryota, Metazoa, Chordata, Actinopteri, Cypriniformes, Cobitidae.
GAUAUUUAAAAGCUGUGUUUCGGUUUGUGUUGAGCUGUUUUGUUUUUGUGUAAAUGUGUUGUGGAUGUUUAACUUCAUUUAGAGGGUCAGUCAGUCGAUUUAACUCGCGUUUGAAAGUCCGGCGUGUGCUAGACCCGGAUGCAGAAUGUCAACAAAGAGUCUCGCAAAGGAACUGGGUCUGAUCAGGAAGCGCAGUCAGUCGUGCAGUGACAUUCGACAGCAUCAGCGGUCUGUUCGCAAGCAACACUUCUCAUAUCUCAUCAUCAUUGAUUUUGAAUCCACAUGCUGGAGGGAGAAGAACAACUUUGGCCAGGAGAUCAUCGAGUUUCCAGCCGUCCUGCUAAACGCUUUAAACGGUGAAGUCGAGUCCGAGUUUCACACAUACGUUCAACCGCAAGAACAUCCUGUGUUGUCUGAAUUUUGCCGAGAGCUCACAGGCAUCACGCAGGAACAGGUGGAGUCUGCACCCCCCCUUCAGAUUUGCCUCUCCAGAUUCAUCCGUUGGCUACACGGCCUCCAGCAGGAAAAGGGUGUGGUCUUUGAGACUGACAGUAAAUGCCCCGCCCCCUCUGGACAUCCCUGUGCGUUUAUUACAUGGUCAGAUUGGGAUUUAGGAGUUUGUUUGCUGUAUGAAUGCAAACGUAAGCAGAUCAGUGUUCCUGAAGCUCUGAAGAGUUGGAUUGACCUGCGAGCAACAUACAGGCUCUUUUAUAACAGGAAGCCCAAAGGUCUGAGAGGAGCUCUGCAGGACCUUGGCAUUGAGUUCAUAGGACGAGAACACUCGGGUCUUGUGGAUGCGAGAAACACUGCUCUCCUGGCGUGGCGGAUGCUCCUGGACGGUUGUGUGCUGACCGUGACAAAGUCUCUGAGGAGGGCACAAGUGAAGUCCAGGCCGGUGCGUGUAAACUCUUCCUCUGUGCGCUCAACCGGUCCAUCAACAGCGUGUGAACAGCAGAUGAGUGUGUGUCAAGUGCUCGUAUCACCACGCACCGUCCUCUCCAGCACAACACCACCGUUGUGUGUCAACAAACCCACACUGCUUCAAAAUUCUAGCAACAUUCUUUUGAGCACCACGCUGGCCGGCCUGUCUGACGUGACCUAUGACCCAGAGACACCUGAUGCCUGCUGUCCAGAUGGAGUUCUUCUGACAGAGGAGGAGGAGCCUGGCUCCUAUGAUGAUGUUAUUUUGGGGGCGGAGCCUGAGGAUGUUGACCCGUCAGUGUCUGCUUUAAGCAUUCUGAGUCCCAGAAACACUGAGAUCCAAUCCCACUGCACCACAGAACCCAACAAAACCACAUCACACCGCUCUAAACUGAUUCCUUUUAAACCAGCGACCUCUGGGUCUGCAGAACUCUUUAAAAAACCCAAACCCCUCUCACGCACAGACCCCUACGCUUCCGUUUCACGCUUCUUAGGACUCAAAAGUGCUUCAUUCAGUGUUUUUAAAGACCCGUCCAACCGCACACCUGUCAGCACCAGCAAGCCCAGCGUAUCCCGCCCUCCUCUCUCCUCAAGUGUCAAUCAUUCAGUCAGAAAAACGGCUCCGUUGUGCGGCUGUGGUCGGAGGGCCAAACGUCUGACGGUGGGUAACGGAGGACCCAAUCACGGCCGUGUGUUUUACUGCUGUCCUGUGAGACGACAGAGCUGUGAUGGCCGACAGAAAGGCUGCGAGUUCUUCCAAUGGGAAUCCAGCACACAGAAACUCCUCAAGACCUGCAGUGCUGCCAGAUCCAUCCGUUGACAUCAAAAUGUGUCUCUUGUCUGUCUGUCUGUCUCAGAUCAUUAUGAACUAAUGCUUUUAUAAUCAGUCAUGAAUUAUGUGGGGUAAAAACGUUAUCAUCGUUAUUAUGAUUAUUUAAAAAAGAACUUGCUGUCAAUAAAAAUGUGAGAUACCACUGUUUGUAUAGCUUUAA